UUCAAAACCGAGUUGAAUGCCGAAGAAUUUGAAAGCAUAAACAAAUUGGGGGAUGAAAAUUAUGAAAUGUUGGAUAAACUGAAUUUUGGCGUUUUGUUGAAAAUAAGAGGAAUUUGUAGUAAUUUAAGCCAUUAUUUUAUACGUCUAAAUGGAAAUAUGCUAGGGUUGUGUUUGGAUAAGGAAUUUAAGAAGCCAUUUGAUAAAAUGUUACUGGACCAUAAUUUAAAUUUCGUAAGUUUUUAUUGUUAUACAGGUGGUCGUUUUUCCGAAUGGUGUUUUUCCAAAGGGAUGCUUUCAAGUGGGGCUUUUCCAUAG
This is a messenger RNA of Meloidogyne enterolobii, 315 nucleotides long. The record is from the annotation of a GenBank genome assembly. Lineage: Eukaryota; Metazoa; Nematoda; Chromadorea; Rhabditida; Meloidogynidae.